Messenger RNA from Menidia menidia (Atlantic silverside), 3888 nucleotides. NCBI's taxonomy places the organism in Eukaryota, Metazoa, Chordata, Actinopteri, Atheriniformes, Atherinopsidae. The record is from the annotation of a GenBank genome assembly.
AUGGACAGGAAAAGGAAGUGGGAUCCAGGCUUCGGAGCGGUGUUAUUGACGCUCGUGAGUCACAUGACUGCAGCACUUGAAGUGCCUCUUGAUCUGCCUCAGCCCCCCACCAUAACCCUCCAGUCCCCCAAGGAUUACAUCUUUGAUCCUCGCGAGAACAUCGUCAUCCACUGUGAGGCCAAAGGGAAGCCUCAGCCCAGCUUUUCAUGGACGAGAAACGGAAGCCACUUCGAUGUGGAUAAAGACUCCAAAGUGGUAAUGAAGCCCGGUUCAGGAACUCUGGUCAUCGAUAUCAGCGGAGAGAAAGCGGAGGCCUACGAGGGAACGUAUCAGUGUACAGCUCACAAUGAGCAUGGCACGGCUCUGUCCAAUAACAUCGUCAUCAGGCAGUCCAGGUCCCCCUUAUGGUCAAAGGAGAGAAAUGAGGCCAUCGUGGUGCAGAUGGGGGUCUCUCUGGUGCUGCAGUGCCGACCCCCUGCUGGGCUCCCCCCACCUGUCAUCUUCUGGAUGGACAACAACUUUCAGAAGCUGCCGCUGGAUCAACGAGUGUCCCAGGCCCUGAACGGAGACUUGUACUUUUCCAAUGUUCUCCCAGAAGACACCAGGAGCGACUACAUUUGCUAUGCUCGAUUCCCCCACACGCAGACCAUCCAGCAGAAACAGCCCAUCUCAGUCAGUGUGCUGAACAUGGAGACAAUGAAUGAGACUCUGGCUGCUUUAUACAAUGUCACUGAUUUCCGUAGUGACAGUCCAGAAGGUGAGCGCCGGCCCGGUUUCAUGUUACCUCUUGGCCCCACAAGUACCCAGAUGGUUCUGAAAGGGGAGACUCUGGAGCUGGAAUGCAUUGCUGAGGGAUUGCCCACUCCAGAUAUCUCCUGGCAGAAGGAUGGAGGGGAGCUGCCGAGCAGCAGGGUGUCGUACCACAACUUCAAGAAGACGCUGAAGAUUUCUUCUGUGAGUGAAGCUGACGGUGGAAACUACCGCUGUACGGCCACCAACAAACUGGGCACAGCAGACCACAUCAUUAAGGUCACUGUUAAAGCGGCUCCUUUCUGGAUCAGUGCUCCCAGGAACCUGAUCCUUGCUCCAAAUGAGACUGGCAUCUUGACUUGUCGUGUUAAUGGAGAACCUAAACCGAACAUCCACUGGUUUGUCAACGGGGUACCCAUAGGCAACACCCCUGAGGAUCCAAGCCGCAAAGUGGAGGAUGACACUGUGAUUCUCAGCAGCGUGCAGUCUGGAUCCAGUGCCGUCUACCAGUGCAAUGCAUCCAAUGAGUUUGGCUACCUGAUGGCUAACGCUUUUGUCAGCGUUUUAGCUGAACCACCAAGAGUGCUCACUCCACCCAACCGAGUGUACCAGGUCAUCACAAACAAUCCUGCUUUACUGGACUGUGCCUCCUUUGGCUCGCCAAUACCAACCAUCACAUGGUUCAAAGACAGUCAGAUCAGCAUCAAGAGUGGCGAGCUGUACGUGAUCCAUGAGAAUGGCACGCUGGAAAUCAACGUGGCCCAGCCUAUGAACAGUGGGAAGUACACCUGCAUCGCCACCAACAACCUGGGAAUCAAAGAGAAUCACGUCGUCCUGGAAGUGAAAGAGCCCACCCGCAUCCUCAAGCAGCCGGAGUACAAAGUGGUGCAGAGAGGAAUGCGCGCCGUGUUCGAGUGCAAAGUCAAACACGACCCCUCCCUCGUUCCCACGGUGACCUGGCUGAAGGACAGAGGAGAGCUGCCAGAUGACGAGAGGUUUGAGGUGGACACGGACAGUCUGACCAUCAAAGACGUUACAGAUGAAGACGAGGGGACCUACACCUGCAUCAUGAACACAACUCUGGAUCAGGACUCGGCCAGCGCCAUGCUAACGGUCGUUGAGGCAACUCCCACUCCAGCAAUUGUCUACGAGAAACCCGAUGCUCCCACUGACCUGGAACUCACCGACCAGACAGAGAGGAGUGUUCAGCUCACCUGGACCCCUGGAGACGAGCACAACAGUCCGACUCAGUACUUUUUGAUCCAGUAUGAGGAUCUGCUCCACCAGCCAGGGACCUGGGUAAACCUGACCGAGGUGGCUGGUACCAGCACUACCGCCCAGCUCCAGCUGUCUCCGUACGUGUAUUACUCUUUCAGGGUGGUGGCUCGGAAUGAGGUUGGCUUCAGCCAGCCCAGCGAGCGCUCGAGCCAAUAUAGAACCAAUCCUGCAGCUCCUGAUGAAAAUCCGUCACAUGUCCGAGGAAUUGGAACCGAGCCCAACAACUUGGUCAUUUCUUGGACACCACUGACAGGAUUCCAGUCCAAUGGUCCUGGUCUGGAGUACAAAGUCCAGUGGAGACAGAAGGACGCGGGCGAGGAAUGGUCAUCAAAGACCGUGGCCAACGUUUCCGAGUUUGUAGUUUCUGGAACUCGGACCUACACGGCGUAUGAAAUCAAAGUCCAGGCUUUUAAUCAUUACGGCAACGGCCCCACUCCUGAAAUCGCGAUUGGCUACUCAGGAGAAGACGUGCCUUUGUCUGCUCCUGACCGUGUGCAGGUCAUGGUUCAUAACAGCACACUGGCAGAGGUGUAUUACCGCCGGCUGCGUGGUUUGCACGAGACAGAUGAGCAAUCGGAUCAGCAGGAGCACGUUCUGACCUUCAGUGGGGACCUCAGCGAGGGAAAGCUGCCAGACCUGCAGCCUUUCAGUAUCUACAGUCUCUUCAUCAAGGUCCUCAACAACAAAGGGGAGGGGCCUCCUAGCCUCAACAGCACGUUCGAGACACCUGAGGGAGUUCCAGGGCCUCCUUCCAAUCUGAACGUGGUCAACCAUGGUUUGGACUCUCUCACUCUGGAAUGGAGCCCACCGAUGAAGACCAAUGGCCGUCUUGCUGGAUACACACUCGUAUACCAAACAGUAAAUAGCUCCGGUGAACUGGGUCCAGGCAAGGUAAUGAGCUUUCCAGCCAAUGAGACCACCGUUACCCUGGGCAACCUGAACUCCAGCAUGCUCUACAAGUUCUCCUUAAAUGCAAAAACAAUCAAGGGCCCUGGUCCCAACAUCACAAAGGAGGCCUCCACAGCCAUGGAUACAACUCGUAUUCAGCCCACUGUAGAGACGGGCAAAGGCCCCACAGAGCCCCCACACCCAACUUCCCCCAUCACUCAGUCUCUGCAUUCCCCGUUUCACAAGGUGCCUCCUGUUGGCCCUCCGUUUGGCACAGUUAACACAUCUGUAUCAGAGGAGGGCGCAGUUAUCAGUUGGGAGUACUUUGGACAUCAUAAGAAUGUAUUUGUGGAGUAUAUUGUAGAAAACAGUGAGGAAAACUGGAGAAAGGAGUUGGUAAAUGGUACACACUCACAUACGAUAAGGGGCUUAAAGCCCGGGACGUCCUAUAGGGUGCGAGUGGUAGCUAGAGACGGAGCUGACGGGACGGCCCACAGCACAAACGAAGUGUUGGUUACAGUGCCAGCUGUGCCCAAUCGGCAGGUAGACAUCGCCACGCAGGGCUGGUUCAUUGGGCUGAUGUGUGCCAUCGCUCUCCUCAUAUUGGUGCUUCUCAUUGUGUGCUUCAUCAAGAGAAAUAAAGGUGGAAAAUAUCCAGUGAAAGAGAAAGAAGAUGCUCACCAAGACCCUGAGAUCCAGCCUAUGAAGGAGGAUGAUGGGACUUUUGGAGAAUAUAGUGACACGGAGGACCACAAGCCGCUGAAGGGCAGCAGGACGCCGUCCAACGGGACGGUGCGGCGGGACGAGAGCGACGACAGCCUAGUGGACUACGGGGAGGGCGGGGACGGUCAGUUCAACGAGGACGGCUCGUUCAUCGGCCAGUACAGCGGCAAGAAAGAGAAGGACACGCACGAAGGCAACGAGAGCUCGGAGGCCCCGUCGCCCGUCAACGCCAUGAACUCCUUCGUCUAG